AUGGUGAGGACACCAUGUUGCAAAGAAGAGGGAAUAAAGAAAGGAGCUUGGACUCCUGAGGAAGAUCAAAAGCUUAUUGCUUAUCUUCAACUUCAUGGUGAAGGUGGAUGGCGAACUCUCCCCCAAAAAGCUGGACUGAAGAGAUGCGGGAAGAGUUGUAGAUUGAGAUGGUCGAAUUAUUUAAGACCCGAUAUUAAGAGAGGAGAGUUUAGUCCUGAAGAAGACGACACUAUCAUCAAACUUCAUACACUUUAUGGUAACAAGUGGGCCGCAAUAGCCGCUAGUUUGGAGGGAAGAACUGACAACGAUAUAAAAAAUUAUUGGAACACAAAUCUCAAGAAGCGUUUAAAACAAAAAGGUCUCAAUCCUAUCACUCAUCAUCCGAUCAACUCAACCGAUCAAACCGCUUUCGAACCCCCUAAACCGGUUGGUUCAUCCGGUUCCGCGAGGCUUAUUAACCGCGUCGCAAGCAAAUACGCCGUCGCUUCAAACCGGGACCUACUAACCGAAAUCAUCAUCAGAAACUCCACAUUCAUCGCCAAUGAUUCACAAAACCCCGGCCAUAUCGAUUCUCCGACAGCAAACUCGACCAACAAAAUGGCGGCAGAAUCAAGCGCUCUCACAUCUAUUCUGAUCAACACUACGUCGCCUUCUUCCGCAUUUUCCGAAAACUGUUCUUUCUACGAUGAUUUCACCGAUUUCUUUAGCAACCAAGAGAUGUCCGAUAUGUAUAAGAAUGUCGAUAGUUUCGAGUUUAUGGAGGAGUUAAAAGGUAUUUUAAGCUACGGCAAUGCUGGCGCUGGAGAUAUAUAUUAG
This is a messenger RNA of Microthlaspi erraticum, 816 nucleotides long. The record is from the annotation of a GenBank genome assembly. NCBI's taxonomy places the organism in Eukaryota, Viridiplantae, Streptophyta, Magnoliopsida, Brassicales, Brassicaceae.